GAUAUGGAAUUUUUGUUUUUAUAAUCAUAUUGGAGUUGUUACCCAUGCUUUUUAUAGCAUUUUGCCUUACCUUAUUCGCUUCCGUUAUUUCUUUUGUACUGCUUUGAAUUGCUUGUACUUGUGCCGAGGUGUCUACCGGAGACAGCCCCCACUUGUGGGAUUGAAUAUGCUAUUCUUUUGGGACAUCAGCAAGUUCUCAGAUGCUGAAAAUGGGAGCAUGUUCAAUAUAUUUACAGUUUACAAGUAUUGUCUAGCUUGUGCAAUAUGUUUUGCAGGCAUAUGAGCUAGUUUGACGUGGAUGCAUUCUAUUUUAUGAUGCUGAGACUAUUUGAUGGUGCUCAUUAUUUGUUGAAAAGUUGUGUGCUUGGUUUGUUUCCUUUAUAGCUCUGCAGUUCAGGGGCGAAGCUACUCUAGGUCAAGAGUUGAUCUAUAAGAAGUUUCAUGGCUUCAAGUAGGCCCCGUGCCAGCAGUUUUUCUCGAAACAUAUCUAGUGCAGCUACAUCUCAGAUUCCUGGAGUUAAGCUUGGUCCAAAUGGCACAUCAUUUCUUUCAUCAGGCAUACCAGAUCUUGACCAGAUUUUGGGCGGUGGCUUUACCUUGGGAAGCCUAGUCAUGAUUAUGGAAGACCCUGAGGCACCUCAUCAUAUGCUUUUACUGAGAAAUUUCAUGUCUCAGGGCCUGAUUCACAAACAACCCCUACUUUAUGCUAGCCCAGAAAAAGAUCCCCGAGGCUUUCUUGGAACUUUGCCUAGUCCAAUGGCUUCUAAGGAGGAAAAGUCUCAUGAACGGCCAGCAGAACAGGACGCGAAUUUAAGAAUCGCUUGGCAAUAUAAGAAGUACUUUGGGGAACAAAAUUCGGAGGUCCAAAGAGGUGGGAAAGCUGAAUACUGCAAUGACUUUGACUUGCGAAAGCCCCUAGAAAGGCACUUCUAUAGUGGGCAGCGGGUUGAUUGCAUUAGUCUUCGAGAUUCUCCGAAUCUAGCCCCUCUGCUUGAACGUUGUUCAACCUUCUCAGCUCAAGUAUCAAAAUCUGAUGGAAACAUCAUAUGUGCCGGUCGUAUUGCUAUUCAGUCGCUAUGUUCACCUCAGUGCGACUUCUCUGACAAGGAUUGGGAUAUGCUAUCUUUUAUAAGAUCGUUAAAAGGUAUGGUUCGAUCUUCGGGUGCAGUUGCGGUCAUAUCCUUUCCACCCUCACUUGUCUCACUGACCUUUUUAAAGAGAUGGCAGCAUCUGGCUGAUACCUUGAUAUCUGUCAAAGCUAUUCCUGAUGAGGACAAGGAAUUGGCAAAACUCUUAACUGGUUACCAAGACAUGCUGGGCCUUCUGAGUGUACAUAAAGUUGCUCGCAUAAAUACACAGGUCCCUGCAAUUCUGGAAGCCACAACAUUCUCAAUGAAGCUGCGAAAACGAAGGGCAUUGGUUUUAGAAUGCCUUAAUCAAGCCCCAGUUGAUGGUUCAAGUGGAAGUUCGUAUGGUACUUCUGGUAGUUGUUCUGGAAGUUCUAAGACAGGGAACCUGGACUUCUAGAUGAUAUAUAAACGCGUGGCUCCAACUUCUCACAACCUAAUUCAUGCUCCUGCAAAUGCUGGAUUUGCUGGUCUGUGCUUGGUCAUAUCAAAGCUGAAUCUAGCAAAUAUUCUUAUGUUUCUGUUACACAUUCUGAACUUUGUCAAUGAAAGCCGUUCAAGAAGAGGAUUGCCUGGACCCGUAGUUCUUCUCACUGUAUUAUAGGUUCAUAGUGUUUUACAGCAGCAAGAUUUAGUUUACAAUUAUGACCUUGAUUCGCUAGGCUGUGCUAACCGAGUGCUUUGUUUUUGUCUGUACUACAAAUUUUUUAGGAAAUUGUAUUGAAGGAUAUGGCAUUACAGUAACUUACUUGAAGCAGUUUUCUUGA
This is a messenger RNA of Lycium barbarum (goji berry), 1894 nucleotides long. RefSeq names its product elongator complex protein 4. The transcript is spliced from 9 exons. The record is from RefSeq and is a predicted model, not a curated record. The coding region runs from base 442 to 1527 and encodes 361 amino acids. NCBI's taxonomy places the organism in Eukaryota, Viridiplantae, Streptophyta, Magnoliopsida, Solanales, Solanaceae. Gene Ontology annotation, cellular component: cytoplasm; transcription elongation factor complex; elongator holoenzyme complex. Gene Ontology annotation, biological process: tRNA wobble uridine modification.